AUUGAUUCAUAACGCUAACUAUAAGGCUAUACAGCUGUACACUUGUCCUAACUCUUAUGGUGCCUUGUGUGGCAAUACUCAUAUAUUCACUGUUUAAGUAUCUAGUUUUUUCUUAACCUGAAAAUAUAUAAUUUUCUAUUCAACGAGCUUUUCUGAUUCCAUACUUCAUAUUCAUGUUCCUGUGUGCAAUGCCAAUGAUGUUUUUGGAGAUGACUUUUUCACAGUAUUCUAAUCUUGGACCUGGAAGGGUAUGGAUUUGUUGUCCACUAUUAAAAGGAAUAGGUCACGGAAUGGUCGUUUUGACGGGGAUUGUUAGUACCUACUACAACGUCAUCUUGGCUUGGGCCCUGUACUAUUUUGGAAUGUCUUUCUUCCCCAAACUUCCAUGGACCAGUUGUGAUAAUGACUGGAAUACUGAGUUCUGUGAGCUGCGUGACAUGAACUCGAGUUUGCCAAAUUCCACACUAUUUACUCUGGAAGACAAUGUUAACAUUACACUGCCUUCGUCUGCAGAGGAAUUCUGGAGGGGAAAUGUCCUUGAUAUCUCUGAUGGCAUUGGAAAUCCAGGGACGGUCCGCUGGCAGCUUCUGUUAUGUCUGCUGGCCGCUUGGUUAGCUGUUUUCUUGUGUUUAUUCAAAGGAAUCAAAACUUCAGGAAAGGUAGUAUACGUGGCUGCCACUGUGCCGUACCUAUUCCUGCUGGUUUUGUUUAUAAGAGGGCUGACAUUUAAUAUUGAUGGAGCAGCAAAAGGUUUAGAAGUGUUUCUGAUUCCACGCUGGGAGGACCUACUUAGAUUCAAUGUAAAAAUACCUAUGAUUUUGUUGAAAUAUAGU
Saccostrea cuccullata (small rock oyster) is the source of this 833-nucleotide messenger RNA. RefSeq names its product sodium-dependent proline transporter-like. Gene Ontology annotation, biological process: sodium ion transmembrane transport. Gene Ontology annotation, cellular component: plasma membrane. Lineage: Eukaryota; Metazoa; Mollusca; Bivalvia; Ostreida; Ostreidae. The transcript is spliced from 4 exons. The record is from RefSeq and is a predicted model, not a curated record. The annotation marks the transcript as partial.